Nelumbo nucifera (sacred lotus) is the source of this 957-nucleotide messenger RNA. Its product is annotated as V-type proton ATPase 16 kDa proteolipid subunit. Gene Ontology annotation, cellular component: proton-transporting V-type ATPase, V0 domain. The record is from RefSeq and is a predicted model, not a curated record. Gene Ontology annotation, molecular function: proton-transporting ATPase activity, rotational mechanism. Lineage: Eukaryota; Viridiplantae; Streptophyta; Magnoliopsida; Proteales; Nelumbonaceae. Gene Ontology annotation, biological process: proton transmembrane transport.
AUCCAACUCCAUCGUCACCGUCAUCACCUUCCCAUUCAUUUCUCGAAAGAGAAGCACGAACCAGAAGCCGAAGAGUAAACCAGCAUAGCUUCAGUGAAAUUAGGGCUAGCGCUUCUCGAAUUUCUGUAGAAAAUGUCUUCGACUUUCAGCGGCGACGAAACUGCUCCCUUCUUCGGCUUCCUCGGAGCCGCAGCGGCUCUCGUUUUCUCAUGCAUGGGAGCUGCGUAUGGGACUGCGAAGAGUGGCGUCGGGGUUGCCUCCAUGGGUGUGAUGCGGCCUGAGCUUGUCAUGAAAUCGAUCGUUCCAGUUGUCAUGGCAGGAGUAUUGGGUAUUUACGGUUUGAUCAUUGCUGUUAUUAUCAGUACCGGGAUCAACCCUAAGGCGAAGUCGUACUAUCUGUUUGACGGGUAUGCUCACUUGUCGUCUGGUCUUGCUUGUGGGCUCGCUGGACUCUCUGCUGGAAUGGCAAUCGGAAUCGUCGGCGACGCUGGAGUUAGGGCCAAUGCACAGCAGCCAAAGCUGUUCGUGGGUAUGAUUCUCAUUCUCAUCUUUGCUGAAGCUCUUGCUCUGUAUGGUCUCAUUGUGGGUAUCAUUCUGUCAUCCCGAGCAGGCCAGUCUCGGGCAGACUGAGAAGGCAUAGUGGCAUAACGGUGGCCAUCUUUCCAAGCUUUCUUAUUAUAAUCUUUGAGCUUAGAUUCUAGAACUGCGAAGUGCGAACUGAAGUAAGGGCUUAAGGCUAUGUUUGAUUUCUUAUUCAAUUUGUGGUUUAAACAAAUUCAGAAUGUGGAGUCUCGUUGAAGGUCUCCAAAUUAUUUUUUUUCACCCAUUCUCCAAAUUUUUCCACCCAUUUGUGACAUCUUCCAGGUAGUACCUGUUUUUUUCUCAUCUUUUUUGACUGGUUCUUUUAAAGCCCUUGCUUCUACGAUUUAUUGACUAGAUUAUUAUUUUAUUUGUCAA